Messenger RNA from Gekko japonicus, 3022 nucleotides. Its product is annotated as inositol 1,4,5-trisphosphate receptor-interacting protein-like 1. Gene Ontology annotation, cellular component: membrane. The coding region runs from base 263 to 1825 and encodes 520 amino acids. The transcript has a single exon. The record is from RefSeq and is a predicted model, not a curated record. NCBI's taxonomy places the organism in Eukaryota, Metazoa, Chordata, Lepidosauria, Squamata, Gekkonidae.
GCAUUGCCUGUUGAAAUUAAAAGCUGAAAACUGACUGAAGCUGGGAGUGGGGUUUCGGCUCCCUGUGGAAUGCCUUCUUGCAACUAUCAGACUUAGAACAAAAUUAAUCAAAUAAGGUUCCAUAUUAUUCAUACAGAUGGCAUGAUCCUGAGUGAAGAAUUUUAAUUUCUUUCAGCAGUACAGCCUUGCCUAUUGUCUUCCUUGGACUUCAGCUUGAAUAGUUUCCUUUAGUGUUUUUCUCUAGAAACCGGUGCAAGUCAGGAUGUUUUGGGGUCCUUUCAUCUUCCUGUCUGUGCUAACUCUGGUCCACCACCCUUUGAUCGUCAGUGACCAUACAGACUUGACCACGCUGAACCGGCUCCAGGACCAUGAGGAGCGAAUGAAACAGGAAAUGGAGCUCUUGCGGACAGAGUUUGACCAGAAAGGCUGGACCUUGGAGCCGCUGAAGACUCCAAAAGACUGGAUUACAACUGAUCAACCUAUGGAUGAUGAAACCUGGGAUGUGUGGCACUAUGUGAGCCUUCUGUUCUUGAUGUGCUACAUAUACUCCUUGGAAGAGGAACCCAGUGAUGAUUCUAACACUGAUACCUUCAGUAGUACCAACAGAGAGGAGGAGGAGGAUACUGACAUGGAAAGUGAAACAUGUGGCAACAAGCAAAAAGUACUAGAGGCUUUCUGUGACUGCCUCACAGAUGUGGACACCAGUGACCUAACCCAUAUGUGCGAUUUUGUGGAGUCCUUUGUGAAUGACUUGCUGGAGGCCUGCCGGAAUUACCUUCCCUAUCAGAACACCCUUCCUCUGUUGGUGAACUGUAUUGGGGUGGACAGUGCCUUUGAAGGAUGGCACAUACAAGAAGAAGAAGAAGAAAAGACCAAGGCAUUCAGUGUACUGGUGCCGGUAGUGCCACCCAAGGGACACUAUUUCCAUUUGGAAACAAGUGCUUCUGAAGGCACCUCAAGCAAACAUGGACACAUCUUGGUGGAGAUGGAGUGUGUGUGCAAGAGAGAAAGAGGAGAUGUGGUAUGCUUCCUUCAUCAUCCUGAGCAAACGCUGAGUGAAGACAAGCAAGGUGCCUUCCUCAUGGAUGUUUUGUGUACCAGCUCCCACUUAGAUGUGGAUAAAACCAUCCACUGGUUCCAGAGUCUUGUGAGGAAGGCCUGGAAAAAUAUAAGUUAUAAGUACAAUCUUGAUCUCCUGCCCAAGCCUUCCAACACUGCAUGCAAGCUGAACCUGGCAUUUAGAUCUGGAAAGACAAUCUCUGUUGACAUCAUACUUGGAGUCCAGCAAGGAGACAGCUUAGUUUUCCUGGCCACCCAGGGUGCUGAGAUGGACCGUUCAGCUGGUACAGUUUGGCAGAGGACCUUUGCAAUCCAGGAGCUGCUCUUUUUCAAAAGGGUAAACCAGCAAGUCCCAGAGGAGAGCUGCCACCUGAAAUGUUUACAGAUCAUCCUCUACCUCAAAGAGUCCAACCCAUCAGAUGGGAAGAACCCUGUGCUCACUGACUACCAUUACAAGACUUGUCUGAUGCAUCUCCUGCUCUUUCGGCCCCUCUCAGACUGGGCCCGUGAAGAUAUUGUGCAAAGGCUGCAGGACAUCCUCUUAUUCAUGCAUACUGCCCUGCAGGAGAAAGGUCUUAAGCACUUCCUGAUUGGAAAUGUCUCCCUGCCCAUUCAGAUACCUAUGCCCAAGGCUCUUCGCACUGCUGUACCUGUCAAUCUUUUUAAGCACUUGGCACAAGACCCCAACCUUCAUGCUGAGGCAAUGAGGGAGUUUGCGGAGGUUGUACGGCAAGUGUGGACUCUGGUGACAGACUGUGAAGAGUAGGAAAGGACACUUACAUUAGAAACGCUAUGUUGGGGGGGGACUUGCUCUAAAAGGACUGGUAAAGAAAGCAAAGCAGAUAGGAAGCAACGGCAUCACAGAUCCCAGAAUGGUGUCUAUCUUCACAGGUUUCCUAUGCUUCACCUUGAUUUCGGGAAACGUGGCAAUGCAAGUCAGCUCCCAUUCCUAGUGCCAGCUAGUCUUCUGUAUUUUUAUGCACUCAAGGAAUUUGCUCUGUUAGAGUUGAAAUAGAAGUUCCAACAAUAACUGUUGUGCUGUGUUUUUCCCCCCUGCAACUAGCAUUGAAUGAAAUCAGCCUCAUACCCUUUCCCUAGGUCUAACUCAAGACAACCCUUCAACUAGUAUAGGCGGACAACUAAUAACUAUGCCUGUUUUGGAAACUUCCCACUGCUGUCGCUUCAAUGAAUUAGGAAGGAAGGGGGGGCACUAGGUACAUUGUAUUUCUCAAAGCUGGAACUGUGUGGCUGGGUGACUAUGUAACCCUGACAUAUUCACACCUAUGUCAAACACACAAGACUUUGUGUAACACAUAUUUGCUUAUCAGUGAGGCCAGCAUAAAGCAGUGGUCCACACAAGAGUGACCCUUUCUGAUGCCAGCUUGCUCAUCACCCAUUAUCUCUUCCUUUUCCAGUGCAUCAGUUUUUUCUACAAAAGAGAUGCGUAUAAGCAAUAUAAAAGCACAACUUUAAAAACAAUACACCUAAAAUUAGAGCAAUUUCUGGGUUGAGCCAGAAAGGGUAACAAACAUAAUUUAAAGAAAACCCUGCAAGAAUAGAUCUGCUACAGGAAAGGCAGAAAUGAUAGUGGCUAAAACUGAUCUUCCUAGGAAGGUCACUGCAAAAAUACCAUGCCCUUUUAUGACUCUUCAAUUAUUUUUCUUAAAACUGUACAAAAUCAAAAAAAAUUUUAAGGAAGGCUGGAGUAGAUCUUCCUGGGACCCUAGAGAGCUGUAACCAGUCACUGUAAGUUUGUAUGUGCUGUUAAGCCACAACCAGCUCAUAAGUGAUCCCAGUAAGGAGUUUUCACUCCCCACCAGUCAGAGUAGGCUGCUUUAAGUUUAACUCAGUACAAGACUACUUCACUGACUCAGGGUCUUACAUCUGUAAUAACACCUGUUGUCCUCCUCCUCCUCAAAACCAAUUUAUGUUCUUGCCUCUUCUUCCAAACUAUACUGUGCUA